Messenger RNA from Lingula anatina, 652 nucleotides. RefSeq lists its product as uncharacterized. Lineage: Eukaryota; Metazoa; Brachiopoda; Lingulata; Lingulida; Lingulidae. The record is from RefSeq and is a predicted model, not a curated record.
GGAGGGACCUAGCUAAAACGUCACUUCUAAUAUACCUUUUUAGUCUUUGCUGUUUAGAAAAGAGAAAAUAGAGAAGACGAAAUUUUCUUACAUAGGUAGACCCUUACAUUUAACGUAGAGUGUUGGAUCUGACGAGAUGAGUUACGUGAUUGCACUACUCCUGGGUUGCUGGGCACUGGUAGGAACGCUGGACGCCGCCAUGACCCAACAGUGUAUACGAGGGGGGCAACUGUGUUGGUCUAACGCAAGAUGUUGUUCAAAGUACUGUCACAGAGAAACCUACGGCGUCUACAGAUGUGUCCAUGGCAACGGGUGUGCAGCUGAUGGUGAAAAGUGUUCGUGGAACUCCCACUGUUGCUCCGGCUACUGUCACCGCGUGCGUUACGGAGUAUACAGAUGUGCGGCUCCUGAGGCCGGGGAAGACCGCUGCUUUACUGUAGAUAGUCCUUGCACUUUUGACGUCCAGUGCUGUUCACGCUUCUGCUACAAACAUCCAGGACGUUUUACAUACAAGUGCCUGUAAAUAAUUUUGUCUUCGGAAGUUUUCCUUACUGGAUCCUUAACACAGAAGAAAAGUGGAUGAUUUUAUUUAAAUAUCAAGCAAGACCAUAAUUGUCUUAAUAUGCAUGUAAUAGAGAUUUUCGUUGGACGA